AUGGCUCAUUCUGCAAAAGAAGAAGGUAAAACGAUGCACCCCCAAGAUGAAGACCCAGCUGAAUUAUCAAAAUAUAUAGCCAAGGAAUCAAGUGCAACAUUUUCAUACCUUAAGAAAGCGGAGAAUUGUAUGAAGAAAUUUUAUGAAAGCUAUUUAGUUCCAAAUGAAGACGAUGAUAGUUCACGUGAAAAUAGUGAUGAGGAUAGUGAAGAAGAUAAAAAAAAAAAUGAAAGUGAUGACAAGAAAGAAAAAAAAAAGCGAAAAAAAAAACCCCAAACAUUACUUUCAACAAUAAAACAUAACGUUUCGAAGAGCAUGACAAUUCCUAAUUUCAUUAUUUUUGGUUUUAUAUUCUUUUUUAUGGUGAUUGCAUAUUCAAGCAUGACAAAGCAUAGACAAAUAGGAUAUGCCGCAGGUUUUCUAGGUGAUGCAAGUCAACGCGCUGCUAGACCCGCAGGAUGUACUUGUGGAGGACAUAAAGCUGCUGCUGCUCAUAAAUAA
Messenger RNA from Plasmodium yoelii, 501 nucleotides. RefSeq names its product membrane associated histidine-rich protein 1a, putative. Bases 1 to 501 code for a protein of 166 amino acids. Lineage: Eukaryota; Apicomplexa; Aconoidasida; Haemosporida; Plasmodiidae. The transcript is spliced from 2 exons. The record is from RefSeq and is a predicted model, not a curated record.